This is a messenger RNA of Erythranthe guttata (spotted monkey flower), 1284 nucleotides long. The record is from RefSeq and is a predicted model, not a curated record. NCBI's taxonomy places the organism in Eukaryota, Viridiplantae, Streptophyta, Magnoliopsida, Lamiales, Phrymaceae.
UAUCGGCUCUUAAUUAUCCAGUUCUUUUAAGCUUCUCCGAAACAAAUUUACCUCGCAUCAGAUUUUUUACACUCUACUUCAGUCGUCUGCUCCACCUGGCCACCUCCUUGAACCGCCGUGCACCACCGCCGCCGCCACCACCACCACCACCACCACCAAAUGCGCUGCUGCCACUUGCUGAUUUGAGGUAAUUAACAGAGUAAAACAAAUGGAAAUGUCGUGUGCAUAUACACAAUGCUCGUGUUUCACUACAUGGAAGGAGCAAACUUCUUCUUUGCGUCCACUCUCUGCAGCUCAAUUUCCAGCGAUGCCUCAAAUUAAUGUAAAAAAACUUAAUUGUAAUCAAAAGCUACGGCGUCUGCCUACGGUAGCGUUGGCACAGAAAACCGACACAAGUACGAGGAAUGAAGAUAAUAGCAAUGUCGUUCUAAACGAAAAGUCCGCCAAAGGUUCGGGGACUUCAGCAAGAGGUCGCCGUUUGCUGAAAGUUCGUGAGGAAAAACGGAAACGUGAUUAUGACCAUAAGCACAAUUAUCCUGCUUGGGCAAAGGUGUUGGAAGAUGCGUGUAGAAAUGAUUCCGAGCUUAAAGCUGUUUUAGGAGAUAGCAUUGGAAACCCUGAACUCAUGAGAAAAAAGGUUGAAGAAAGAGUUCGGCAGAAAGGGAGAAGUUUCCAAAAAUCUAAAUCCGGAUCCGUCGUUGCAUUCAAAGUUAGCUUUAGAGACUUUAAUCCGCUUGAUUCCUACAUAUGGUUUGAGUUAUACGGAUCGCCUUCUGAUCGAGAUGUUGAUCUUCUUGGCAGUAUUAUUCAAUCAUGGUAUGUGAUGGGUCGCCUAGGUGCGUUCAAUUCAUCCAAUUUACAGUUGGGAAACUCGUCAAUGGAGUACGAUCCACUGUAUGAUGAAGACAAGGGUUUUAAAGUGAUGCCUUCGUCGUUUCAUGAUAUAAGUGACGUUGAAUUCCAAGACAAUUGGGGCAGAGUCUGGGUAGAUCUGGGUACAGCUGAUUUCUUUUCAAUAGAUGUUCUUCUCAAUUGCUUGACUGUAUUAAGCUCAGAAUAUUUGGGCAUCCAACAAGUAGUUUUUGGUGGGCGGAGGAUGGGAGACUGGGAAGAUGGGAUGACGAGUCCCGAAUACGGUUUUAAGUCCUUCAAAAUAUGAAAAAUUUUGGCGGGAAGAAAUUGUUAUAAAGUUUCAUAAAUGUUCCUCUUAACUAUUGGCAGGAGUACUUCAUCUUUAUGUUAACUCUUGUUGGAUUUGAUUUAAUGCAUCGAUUUUUUGCUCGA